UCUUUUUAGCGCGCCCAGACAAGCCGGUAGGUGAGAUGGCGUGUUGCAGUCACAUUGCUGUCUUCACUGGACGAAUAGGAAGGAAUAUAUUGUAAAACGGAGUCUUGGAAAAAAAACAAAAAACAAGUUACUGACACUAAUCACAUUGACAGGCUGCACGUGCACGGUAAAACUAUUUAAAAAGAGGACUGUACAAUUUACCUGUCAUCACGAUGGCUUAAAGUUGGACAACGUAAGAAGCAAAACAACGAUAUCUUUGCAAAGUGAUUGUCCAGUUGUAUUUAUUUGUAACCUAGGGCUCAGUGGUGUGAAGCAAAGGAGAAUUCGCUUACCAGUUCACUCAUAACCCUGUAGACGCUGGGCAUAGCUGAGUACGAUGAAGUGCCACUAUGAAAUCUUGGGUGUCAAAAGGGACGUAACGGACGAAGAACUGAAAAAGGCCUAUAGGAAGUUAGCCUUGAAAUGGCACCCAGACAAAAAUCUUGAUAAUGCAGAAGAAGCAGCAGAGCAGUUUAAGCUUAUACAGGCAGCUUAUGAUGUUCUCAGCGACCCCCAGGAGAAAGCAUGGUAUGAUAAUCACCGGGAGGCUUUGUUGAAAGGAGGAGUAGGUGGAGAAUAUGAAGAUGACAGUGUGGACCUUUUGCAGUUUUUCACAGUGACUUGUUAUUCGGGCUAUGGUGAUGACAACAAGGGAUUUUACACUGUGUACCGGAAUGUAUUCGAAACAAUAGUGAAGGAGGAACUAGAAAUCAGUUCCUCUAAUAAGGAAGAUGAAGAAUUUCCAUCAUUUGGAGAUUCACAGAGUGAUUAUGAUACGGUUGUUCACCCAUUUUAUGGCUAUUGGCAGAGUUUCUGCACCAAAAAAAAUUUUGCUUGGAAAGAAGAAUAUGAUACUAGGCAAGCUUCUAAUCGCUGGGAGAAACGGGCAAUGGAGAAAGAGAACAAAAAAGUACGAGAUAAAGCACGAAAAGAGAGGAAUGAACUAGUCCGUCAGCUUGUGUCCUUUGUACGUAAACGGGACAAACGUGUUCAAGCUCACAAGAUACUUGUUGAGGAGCAGAAUGCUGAAAAAGCCAAGAAAGUGGAAGAGAUACGUAGGCAACAAAAACUCAGUCAAGCCAGGCUUGCUGAAAAUUACAAAGAGCAAAGUUGGAUUGCCAUGUCUGAUUUAGAAAAAGAACUUCAGCAAAUGGAAGCUCAGUAUGAGCAAGAAUUUGAAGAUGGGUCUGAUGAAGAAAUUGACGAAAUGGUGUUAGAAACAGAAACAGGAAUGGAUGAAGCACAGGAAACCACAGAAUAUUACGAUGAGCUUUACUGCCCAGCCUGUGAGAAAGCAUUUAAAACGGAUAAAGCAAUGAAGAAUCAUGAGAAAUCAAAGAAACACAGAGAAAUGGUGGUGUUAUUGAGGCAGCAGCUGGAAGAGGAGGAAGAGGAGCUUAGUCAGAAUACUAAUGAACUGGAGGAGGAAGAAGAGGAGGAGGUGAAGGUCGAAGAGGAAGAACAACCUAAGGAAACGUCAUCAAAAACCAAAUUGUCCAAAAAGCAGAAGAAAAAGAAGCGCCAGCAGAAAGCUAACACGAGUGUUGCAGAGGAUUUCCCUAAGGAGACAUCAGAAGAAGAGUUGAUUCAAUUUGCAAAUACUGAAGAUACCCCUCCAAAAGAUUCACAAGAAAUGGGAAAUGAUGAAGAUAAGUCAUCUGAAGAAACUGAAAAAGCUGCCACAGAUAUGUCUGAGACUUCUCCCUCUAGGGUUUCUGCUAAAAGGCAAGUUUUCACUUUAUAUAUUUUCAUAUUGAUAGGUCCAGCAUGCUUUUACAAUCACUUGAAGAGUGACAUGUGGACUCCUUUUAAAUGCUGGCUGUGCUUGCCUUUUUACAGUUCAUCUAAAGCCAAGGCAAAGAAAGGAAAAGAAUCUAAAAAAGUUGGCAAAAUACAAGCAACAGUUGAAAACCAGGAGAGAGAGCCUGUGCUGCGUUGUGUUACUUGUGAGUAUGAAUUUUCUUCAAGGAAUAAAUUAUUUGACCAUCUGAAGACCACAGGACAUGCCACUGCCCUUCAUGCACCCUUCGCUUCAAGUGGUCCAACAUCAGGAAAAAUCAAAAAGGAGAAAAGGAAAAACAGAUAAUUUGUGCAGUGCAUAACAUGAACUGCGUAGUUUUUUUAAAGUACUGUACAUAUGAAUCUUCCUGCAAGGACAUUGUAAGCAAGAGUUGCUUGGAAGACCUCAUGCUAAUUUAUACAGUAUCAAUAUUAUCAGGUAUUGGGAAUUGGUCUGAACAGCCCUUUAUGUGACAUAUAGUGUGAGUGUGUGUACAUAUACAUAUAUAAAAAUUGUUCUGGUCAA
Molecule: messenger RNA, 2344 nt
Organism: Erpetoichthys calabaricus (reedfish)
Lineage: Eukaryota; Metazoa; Chordata; Cladistia; Polypteriformes; Polypteridae
Gene: dnajc21
Product: DnaJ heat shock protein family (Hsp40) member C21
Exons: 12
Coding region: 377-2125 (582 amino acids)
Cellular component (GO): cytoplasm
Molecular function (GO): nucleic acid binding; zinc ion binding
Source: RefSeq, a predicted model, not a curated record